CAACUGUCAUUAUUUUGUUUACAAACAACUCGAUCUCAAACCGUUUUAUGGUGGACAAAUGCCUUGGAAUUUGCUUUAAAAUACAAUUAAAUAUUUAAUUUUGAAACAAAGAUGAGUUUAACGAAAGAAAAUACGUGUAAUAUAUGUUUAAGCCAGACCCAAGUGUUCAAAUACGACGUUAGUGAAGACGAAAUAUUGUCCCAAAUACCUUUGCUAAAGAAUUUAGAGCUCAAUUCACUAUGUUCGUGGUGUGAAGCGACUUUAAAAAAAAUAUCGUCAUUUUUAAAUCUAGUACAAGAAUCGCAGAGGAUUCUCAAUAAUCCUGAAGAAAUCGGAUCGAUUAAACGUAAUCAUCCUUUGAUACAUACAAAUGAAUUUGACGUACCCGCCUUCAAUGAAGUCUACCUUCAGGACGGGGUUUAUGAGGAUUACUAUAGUGAAAACAAGUCCGACAAAAAUAUUAAAAAAAGAAGGAUGAGGCCCAAGCAGUCAAUGCAAUUUACAGUGAAACAUCUAUCAUUGGAUGAACAGAGAGAGGAGAUUGAAUUGAAGAAGGGGUCGCCGGAAUAUACAGAAAGGAAUUAUAAAUGCAAGGACUGUGGUCUUGGCUUUAUCAGUGAAGAUGUCUUCGAAGAGCACAUCGUGAAGCAUUCAGAGUCAAAUGGCGCGAAUAUGUGCGAUGUGUGCACAUUACGAUUCAAAUCAAAGACGGUAUUGACACAACACAAACUACUACACUCCCGCGUGUUUGUCUGUAAUAAAUGUGGUGUUCAUAUAAAAAAGUGGUCUCACGCUCUCACACACAGACACAAGUGUUGGGACGUUUGUGUAUCUGUGUGCGUGUAUUGUAAGAAAGUGUUCAACAAUAAAAACUCCUUGGAUGUUCAUAUAAGAGGGGUUCAUAAGAAUAUUAAGAAAUACGUUUGUGUCGAAUGCAAACGACUUUUCGGUACAAAACAACGUCUGCGGGUGCAUAUGAGAUCACACACUGGCUCUAAACCUUUCGUGUGUGACUGCGGUCGUAAAUUCACGACUAAAUCGAAUCUAAAGUCCCAUCAAAACGUGCACAGCAGUUCCAGAGAACAUUACUGCGUUGAGUGCAACAGAUAUUACAAGACUGAGAGGGGCUUGAAGAAACAUUAUAAGGACACGUUGAAGCACGGGGGAGAUGGCGCGGUUCCUCGCUCUCAGUGUGAUGAUAAAUUUCAUUCGGAGACCGCUGUCAGCUCGCAUGUUCGAGUCAGACACUCCACGGAGUAUACCUGCGGUGUGUGUAACAAGAAUUAUUCAAGCAACUCUAAUCUUAGGAAACAUCUCCGCAGCGUGCACAACCUGACAGAUAUAGAUAUUGCGUAAUAAAUAAUAUGAAAAAAAAAUAAUUAUUUUUUAUUUCAUCUUCAAAGAAAUUUAUCAAAAUUAAUUCAUUAUCCUCUUAUUUUUUAUCU
Molecule: messenger RNA, 1445 nt
Organism: Danaus plexippus (monarch butterfly)
Lineage: Eukaryota; Metazoa; Arthropoda; Insecta; Lepidoptera; Nymphalidae
Product: zinc finger protein 846-like
Exons: 9
Coding region: 112-1356 (414 amino acids)
Biological process (GO): regulation of transcription by RNA polymerase II
Cellular component (GO): nucleus; chromosome
Molecular function (GO): zinc ion binding; RNA polymerase II cis-regulatory region sequence-specific DNA binding; chromatin insulator sequence binding
Source: RefSeq, a predicted model, not a curated record